AUGGUCACCGAGGGCCUUCCUGUUCCCUGCAGUACCUGCUGUGACGAGGGGUUGCUCGGUAAUGGGCCCACGACGUUCGAGAAGCCUCGCCCAAGAGCACCAACUUCGGGCGCAUCUACACACGCCGCCAACAUCACCGAAGCCCUCCGGCGCAUCAACUUGAACGAGCCGCACAGAAGCUCAUCUGUUCCCGCUACGGAACAUGAGGCCCAAGUCCACCGCGCCUCCCUACGGCAAGCUGCCCAGUCAGCCGCUGCCACGACGACUGGCUCUGCCAUCGAAACACCACCACAAAGUCCGCGUCUUGCGUCAGGCUCCGCCGCUCAGCAGCAGAAGCCACGCCAGGACUCGGGCUUCCGCAGGACCUACGACGAAUACGUGACACGGCGCGCGGGGCCAUGCGACAAUUGCGCCCUGACCCUUCCGAAGCGGCAGGAAGCGCCAGUUCCACCAGCGCCAACGCUAAUUCGCACAUGCACUUUCUCGACUACACAUCAACCCCAUGAACCUCUGGCGCCGGCGUCCUUCUCCCUUGUUCGUGCCUCCUGCUUGCGCACACUAUCAUUGGAGACCCUCCCCCGCGCUCCGGCCACAAGCCCUUCGGCGGGAUCCGCCAUGCCCACCCCGAAUCCUUCGCCAAACAGCCCUGCCUAUGUCACGACACAUAGCAUAGGCUCUGCCGCCUCGGGCGGCUCAAUAUUCUUUGGCGACAAAAAGGUUGGCUACACGACCGCCUACAUCUUCCGUGUUCCGGACGUCCACGCCCGCGGCCACAAACGGGUCUACGCCUUCCUGGCGCUUAGCACCCACCCAGAGCCCACUGCUGUCAAGACCUUUACCUUUCUUUCCACGGCCUUCCGCGAUCUGGCUUCCUGGAUACAGGAGCUAGCUGAAGCUGAAGCCGAGCGCGCUCUCGCCGAGUCCAGCACUUCGUCAGGAAGCAGCCCAAUCGUUUCCGGCCCUGGCUACGGCAGCUUUCAGUCUGAGCCAACCGCCCCACCUGUAUCAGGGGGUAGUAGUAGCUUUCUGAUGGGCGGCGCUGGCGGCCUGUCGCGGCGGAUGGGCAGCGGCUUUGCAGGCUCCGGCGUUGCCCUCAAGCAGCGUGGGCUGGCGGAGUUGGUCGGUCUUACCGGACUUCUUUCUUGA
Molecule: messenger RNA, 1146 nt
Organism: Chaetomium globosum CBS 148.51
Lineage: Eukaryota; Fungi; Ascomycota; Sordariomycetes; Sordariales; Chaetomiaceae
Exons: 2
Coding region: 1-1146 (381 amino acids)
Biological process (GO): positive regulation of TORC1 signaling; positive regulation of GTPase activity
Cellular component (GO): cytosol
Molecular function (GO): GTPase activator activity
Source: RefSeq, a predicted model, not a curated record